AUGGAAUCCAACCCCUUAACCCAGGGGGACUCCAUAAUCACCCGAUUGGCCAUCACUCUCUUCGCGCCAACAGAUGAGGCGCUUGCGAAGCUUGAUGUCAAAUUGGAGGACUUGGCAAAGAUGACUUGGAUGCCUCGAAAAGCAUGGGUAGAAGAAAUGGUCAUCAUGACGCACAUUGUGGCGCCUCGUCUUAUAGACCCGCGGGAGAUAACGACGGAAGAGUCUGUGUUCCAGACGCGCAGCAACCAAGAACUGAAGAUAUACCGAGCUGGUCCUCCAGACCCGAAGCCCCCUGCAGACAAGAACGACGAAACGAACUCUCAAACGGAUAAGAACGGCGAAAAAGAUGAUCAGUCAUCCAGCCGCAGCAGCUCCUCCCGUGGCCGGCCAAAGGCCCGUGGUGGAGGCUCCCGUGAAUCCUCCACUUCGGGAGGCGGAGGCAGUGAAGGCAGCGGUUCUGCUGCAUCUGCAGGAAGAACACGGGGAACGGGGAACGCUGCAAGAAGGGAUGGUGCCGCAGGAGAGGAUGGGGAGGGCGCUGCAGCCUCAGGCGCGAAGCCCCCCCGUAGCCCCCGUCGGAGGACAGCUGAGCACGGGCGGGAAGAAGACGACGGCGAAGAGGAAGAGGAAGAGGAAGCGACGACUGGAACAGAAAACGAGAAUGCGAGCAGAGGAAUGCGGCGCACUUCAGAUCGGUCUCGCAUUCGGAAGGAAAGAGGAGGGGAAGGUCAAGAAGAGGAAGAGGAAGACAGGGAAUCGGAGAGCCAUGAAGAGGAAGGAGAACAUAAAAGAGGCCAAAAGAAACGCUCACGGGAUGCAGACGAUGACGAUGAUACUGAUGUAGACCCUACACAAGAAGUAAGUGAUGAUGAGGCUGACGAAGAGCACCCUCGCAGAAAUAUGGACAGGAACAGGCAAAGCCGACGUCGCUCCUCCUCACCACGGGCACGCUCGACCGAGGAAGUCGACGAUGUGUUAGAAAAAGAAGACGAAGAGGAUGAAGAGGAUGAAGAGGAUGAAGAGGAUGAAGAGGAUGAAGAGAGGGAGAACAGGCGUUCGGCAAGGGGGCGCCAAGGGCGGCGAGGGGUUUCUCGUUCACAGCCUGCUGCGGCUGGGGAGGAAGAAAACGACGCUGACAGAGACCUCAGUGAGGAUGAAUCUGAAGGGGAAGAUGAAGACGACAGCAAUGAGCAUGACAGUGAAGAAGAGGAGGAGGAAGAUGAAGAGGGAGUAGAGAAGAAGAAAAGGCCGAAUGAUGAAAGUAGAGAGGACGAAGAGGACGAAGAGGACGAAGAGGAAGACGAGGACGAGGAGGAAGAGAAAGAGGAAAAGGAAGCGAAGAAGAGGAAUAUGAACGAUGACAGUGAAGAUGAUGGCGAGGAGGAAGAGGAAGAAAAGAAGACAAAGCGCGCAGACUACGACAGCGAAGAGGAAGAUGAGGAAGAGGAAACGAAGAGGAACAGGAGCGAUGAGAGUGAGGACGAGUGGGAGGACAGUGAUGAAGCAGAUGAACAAGACGCAGCUGCAGCGGUUCGUCGUGACAGGAGGAAAAGAGAGGAGCGGGGCAGGCUAGACGACGACGAUGAGAACACGGAGGCAGAUUCAGAAGAUGACAACGAAGACAGUCUCCACGGAGAACGAAGCAGACAAAGGCAGAGUGCGGACUCCGAUUCAGCAGCCCGAGCCCCUGGCGCCCAUCACACCACCGCCACCACUACGCGAGUUCCCCGAUCCUCCCAUGCGCGCUCAUGGAGGACUACGCGACAAGGGGACGAACCUUCCGGGGCCUCAGAGGAAGAGAGGGGGAGAGGCGGGAGGGGGCGUUCUACAGCACCUGCAUACCGUCGUCCGCAAAGGACAGCACUGCGGUCUGGCCCCUCCGACGGGGAGGAAGACGGCGAAGGGAAGGACGGCAUUGCCGGGGCCUCCUCAACCGAUGAAAACGAAGAAGAUGAACAAGCGGAUGACAAUUCACAGUGGAGAACUCUCCCUUUCUUCAGGCGCAGCAGGCAGACUAGUUCUGCCUCCCGGACUUCUUCACCUUCUGCUGCUUUUGGAGGAGGGCCUCGCAAGCGGGUUAGAAGGGAACGUUUGUCAGAUCAGGCCUCAGACGAGGCAGCUGAUGACGCCACUUCCAGAGAGAAUAACACCACGCAGAGGGCUCCGCCGCUGCGAGGAAGAGGGAUCUCGUUUGAAGAAAUGCCUCCCCAACGUGCCUCUCGGCAGGGUGCACAGUCUUCUAGGAGCUUUGGGGGGCCCUCGACAGGCAGCAGACCUGGAGCCUCCUUACCCGCAGAGCGAAGCGGAAUUCUUUCCGGGAUCCCUGAGGGGAGAGAUGACGGUGAUGACGACGGAGAUCAAGAUUUUCAGGAGGGACGUGGAGGUGGCAUGUUGCAACGACGACUAAGUGAAAAGGAGAGCAGCAGCAGCAGCAGUACCCCUACCUCCCCACCCCUCCCCUUACGUACCAGCUCAAGUGGCAAUAUCGGACUCUUCAGCAGCUUUGCGCGGGCUAGCGAGGGGAACAUUACAACGAAAGGAACAUCUCAGCAGCCUACAUAUACACAGACUGUUGCCCCACAGGUAGCCACUUCAGUGACGGUUGCUGCACGAUAUCCCUCUUCCCGCCACACCACCAGCGGCAUCAAGAGCACUAGCAGGAGCGCUAGCAGCAUUAGCAGUAGAUGGAGGAGCAGCAGCGCUUCACUUAGAACUGCUGAAACCCCGCCAGUUUUGACGACUGCCACUGUCCAGAACUCUACAGACCCUGCGGGCGACAGGCGCGCUACAUCGACGGACCUCCAGCUCUCUACCCUCACAACGACCCCAACGCCAGAAGCUCGAAUCCGCACGAGUCCCAUCCCGUCCAGUUCACAGCGCCCAAGAACGGGAUACACCUCCUUGACUGUAGCGCCAACGCGAAGUGAUGUUGCCACGACGUCUCCGCUUCUCAGCGGCAUCAGCGCUCCCCAAGCAACCAUGACCGGCGCCUCAAGGCACAUCCAGCCACAUGCGGACUCCCCGAACUCCGCACGACCCAGACGCACAACGAAGGAGAAGGAGGAUGAAGAGAAAGAUGAGGAGGAUAGCAGUGAGAGCUCGCGCACAAGUGCAGCCCGUACACCACGGGGGUCUCAAGCUUACAGAUCGAGCUCUUCCACACGCGGCCCAAGAGGCGGCACUACGCUCACAACCACACGACCCAGACGCACAACGAAGGAGCAGGAGGAUGAAGAGAGAGAUGAGGAGGAUAGCAGUGAGAGCUCGCGCACGAGUGCAGCCCGUAUACCACGGGGGUCCCAAGGUGACAGAUCGAGCUCUUCUACGCGCGGUCCAAGAGGCGGCACUAUGCUGACAACCACACGACCGAGACGCUCAACGAAGGAGAGCGAGGAUGAAGAGAAAGGUGAGGAGGAUAGCAGUGAGAGCUCACGCACAAGUGCAGGCCGUACACCACGGGGGCAGCAAGGCGACAGAUCGAGCUCUUCUACGCGCGGUCCAAGCGGCAUCACGACGCUGACAACCACACGACCCAGGCGCUCAACGAAGGAGAAAGAGGAUGAAGAGAAAGAUGAGGGGGAUAGCAGUGAGAGCUCGCGCACGAGUGCAGCCCGUACACCACAGGGGUCCCAAGGUGACAGAUCGAGCUCUUCUACGCGCGGUCCAAGAGGAGGCACUAUGCUGACAACCACACGACCCAGACGCACAACGAAGGAGCAGGAGGAUGAAGAGAAAGAUGAGGAGGAUAGCAGUGAGAGUUCACGCACAAGUGCAUCUCGUACACCACGGGGGUCUCAAGGUGGCAGAUCGAGCUCUUCUACGCGCGGUCCAAGAGGAGGCACUAUGCUGACAACCACACGACCGAGACGCUCAACGAAGGAGAAG
This is a messenger RNA of Eimeria acervulina, 3885 nucleotides long. RefSeq lists its product as hypothetical. The record is from RefSeq and is a predicted model, not a curated record. The annotation marks the transcript as partial. Lineage: Eukaryota; Apicomplexa; Conoidasida; Eucoccidiorida; Eimeriidae. The transcript is spliced from 2 exons.